UUCUACAAUAUUGCUUUCUCAAAUUUCGAAGAAUACUUCCACCAGCUGUUAUAAUGAUUUCAAAAAAGGGCAACCCAUAUCAAACCUGGAUGAGACGUUCAUUUAAGGUUGUGUUAGCGCAGCAUCGGCGCUAAUUAUUAAGUGGAAAUAGUACGGAUACAAUAGGACGCAUAGCUUAUUUUAGGCGACCUUAUAGGCUUAGGUACCUAGUUCUAGGUGAGUUCCCAAGUAAGUGCCGCCAACAUCCCAAAGGGAUAUUACACAGCUCAAUAAAGUACCAACAUGCGUAUAACAUACAUCGACGCGUGCGCGCAGAUGUUCCAAUCAAAGAGCGAAGGUGGGGACCGGGGCCAUCCCUUGAUAGUUUCUUUGUGGACUUAGUCUUCGACUUCCCAACGUCAUUUUUCAAAUUUGAAAAGAGCAGAUUGUGAAGAGGCCCAUGGUAACGACCGAGUUGAAAGCGACUAUGGCAUCUGAGAAAAGCGAUGAGCCUUCCGAUGCCCUGCAGCAUACGGAUCUUGAUGUGCAGGCGGAAGAGUCAACGCCAAAAGAAGGUGUAUUUGCUUGGGUACAGGUCCUGGGAGCUUUCGUUCUGAACCUCAAUACCUGGGGCAUGAUGAACUCGUUUGGUGCCUUCCAGACUUUCUACCAGUUGGACAUGCUGAGUUCUUACUCCUCAUCGAACAUCGCCUGGAUCGGGUCCACCCAAUCAUUCUUACUUUUCCUUGUCUCUCUUGCUGCCGGUCCCCUCUUCGACGCAGGAUAUGUUCGAUGGCUUUUCUGGUCCGCAUCUUUAUUGGUGAUCGUCGGCAUGUUUCUCACUAGCAUCACUUCCGCCUACUGGCAGGUAUUCUUGACACAGGCCUUGAUGAUGGGUCUUGGAUUCGGCUGCCUAUACCUACCUGCGCCGGCUAUAGUCUCCCAGCAUUUCCACGCCAAAACUGCGCUGGCAAUGGGCGCAUCAUCUACCGGUAGCGCUAUUGGCGGAAUCAUAUACCCCAUCGCAUUUAAUGCGCUGCAGCCACAGGUCGGGUUCGGCUGGGCCACCCGCGUGCUGGCUUUUAUCCUUCUAGCAACCUCUGUCAUCCCGGUUUUCCUCAUGAAAUCGAUUGCGCCGCCCCGACCGACUAGGGGAUUGAUCGAUCGCACUGCCUUUAGAGAUACGCCUUAUCUCGUUUUGAACUUGGGCCUUUUCUUUGGCGUCAUGGGAUUCUAUAUCAUCUUUAAUUAUGUCGAGUUGUUAGCAUUGGAGCGAACUGAUGUCUCUUCCCACCUAUCCGGCUAUCUACUCGUAAUUAUUAACGCCGCCUCACUGCCCGGCCGCAUCAUCCCGGGUUACUACGCUGACCGGAUUGGAAGCCUCAACACACAGGCUUCUGUAGCGUUGGCAGGCGCCGUGCUGACCUUCAGCAUGCUUGCGAUCCGAACUACCGCUGCCCUGGUCGUUGUUAUCGUUUUAUACGGCUUUAUGGCUGGCGCCUUCAUGGGGCUGCCUGCUGCUAGUAUCGUCAGCUUCUGUCCCGAUAAAAGUAAGAUUGGCACACGCCUUGGCAUGACCCUGGCAUUUAUAGGCUUUGGUAUGCUCGUUAGCAACCCUAUAGCUGGCGCAAUUCUCGGCGACGAUGAGGACUGGGUCGGUUUGGUUGUGUGGUGUGGUGCUUUACUUGUGGCUUCUUUCAUAAGCCUUACAGUGAGCCGAAUUCUUAAGGUUGGGUCAGGACUAACCAAGGCGAUCUGAAUUAGCUGGAAAUAAUUAAGGGUUACUUAAUAAUACUUUUAUAAAAGGCCCGGUAGGUAUGUUUUUGAGGUUUCUCCGUGUCUGAGAUUGUGACGAAAAUAUCUUACCGGGGACUAACGUAGAGAGACACUUUCUAACAUACCCGUAUGUUCAGUUGAAUAUGAUACGUACAUAGUAGAUGACAAAUAACAGGAAUUGAAGGGAUAUUACCUAGUUACCUAGAAACCUACUUAGGUAGAUAUGUUACGCGUGUACUCAUCCCUUAAUUUACAUGGCCAAUAUUGGACUCAAGGUUAUU
This is a messenger RNA of Annulohypoxylon maeteangense, 2036 nucleotides long. RefSeq names its product major facilitator superfamily domain-containing protein. The record is from RefSeq and is a predicted model, not a curated record. Gene Ontology annotation, cellular component: fungal-type vacuole membrane. Gene Ontology annotation, molecular function: transmembrane transporter activity. The transcript has 2 exons. Lineage: Eukaryota; Fungi; Ascomycota; Sordariomycetes; Xylariales; Hypoxylaceae. Bases 440 to 1738 code for a protein of 432 amino acids. Gene Ontology annotation, biological process: transmembrane transport.